Messenger RNA from Verticillium nonalfalfae, 1104 nucleotides. RefSeq lists its product as uncharacterized. Gene Ontology annotation, cellular component: spliceosomal complex; nucleus. Gene Ontology annotation, molecular function: nucleic acid binding; zinc ion binding. The transcript has a single exon. The record is from RefSeq and is a predicted model, not a curated record. NCBI's taxonomy places the organism in Eukaryota, Fungi, Ascomycota, Sordariomycetes, Glomerellales, Plectosphaerellaceae. Gene Ontology annotation, biological process: nuclear DNA replication; mitotic DNA replication checkpoint signaling; mitotic DNA damage checkpoint signaling. The coding region runs from base 1 to 1104 and encodes 367 amino acids.
AUGCAGCAAGUCGCCAUGUCAGACGUCCGGGCCCUCUUGCGGCAGCAACGUGGUGCCCGUCGAAUUGACCAUCCAUUCGCUGCCUACUCUGAUGCUGGCAAGCUUCUCUGCACCCUUUGCCACGAAGCUGUCAAGGCCGAGUCGCUAUGGGAUGCCCAUUUACGCGGGAGCAGGCACACAGACAAGUCUCAGAAGCUGCGAGCCUCGCAAAAGACAAGAACGACAACGAUAGAAGAGCAGACGAAUGGCACGCACAAGCGAAAACACGAUGCAGACUUGGACGACGAGGAUGCUACGAUGGUCGAUGCGACAGCACGCAAGAAGCGCAGCAGGAACGACAUGAACACACGCGAUCGUUCGGGUUCGGAAAACAGCAGCGACAGCGCGGGCGAGACCUCGCGCGACCAAGAGAUACAGCCGACAAAGGACCAGACGUUGACGCCCCCAACACUGAACAGGAGGACGUCCACGACGCCCGUCCAAGGCGGCGAGAUGCUGAUCCCAUCACGGCCCGCGACGCCUCACCACCGCGACGGCACCUCUUCUACUGCGACACCCCUUGGUCCGUCGCCGCUCAUUCCUCAAGACCCCAUCGCGCCCUCCGGACAGCCUGACGACGCGGUAUCAACAGUGACCGCACAGCAAAAGGUGGACGAGGACGAGUGGGCUGCAUUCGAGGCUGACAUGGCGGCUGAGAGCAUGCCAUAUGCUGACGACGCCGUCAUCUCUGCGCCCGCCAUGACUGCAGAGGAGCAUGCCGCCAAUGCGAGAACCGAGGAAGAAGAGCGCGAAAAGAGGCGCCUGGCGGCUGAGAAGGACGUGGCUGAUGAGAAGGAAGAAGCGACGCGCGCGCUAGAGACGGAGUUUGAAGAGAUGGAAGAACUCGAGGCGAGAGUGCGGAAGCUGAAGGAACGACGCGAGGCACUGAGAAGUCAUGCUGAUGUGACCGACGCAGAAAAGGUGGAGCCACCAGCGCAAAAGGCAACAGUCACCAGUCCAACCGGGAAAGGCAAAGGCGAUGAUGAAGAAGACGGCGAAGAGGAAGGGGAAGACGACGACGACGACGAUGAAGACGAUUUUAUGGGGUUUCGAUUUGGAGGUUGA